AUGGGAAACAGCCCGUCUAAAUCCAACUAUGCCCUACCGAGUACGAAGACAGCCAGUGCAAACUCAAGUGGUGUUCUCACCUCUAGCGAUGACCUGAAUAGCAACGAACCUAAUGACCCCGAUGAUAGUAGGUCUCUACCUACUAUCACUCCCACACAACAUAUCAAUCUCGUUCCGAGAUCGGCUCCUGGAGAGCCCAAAUCCAAACCCAAACCCAACUCCAAUGCUGGUUCCAGCUUCAACUCGUAUCCACCUCCAAGCCUGGCGUCGCUCGCAAAAGCGCACUACACGCAUUCGCCUGCACCCAAAAUGUCCAGCCCCGCGUCUUCUUCGCCGCAACACGGCUCCCAUCACCACCGACCGCAUCACCCGCACCAUCAUUCCCACAACACCAGAAACGCCAAGAGACGGUCGACCGCGUCCUACGAUCUCGAUCUCGACAUCGACAUGUCGUUUGCCAAAGCGCUGGGAACCUCGUAUCCCGCGUCCACGUCCCUCGCAGGCUCUGGGUCCAGUUCCAGCUCUGGGUCCAGCAACAAUGGCACCAUUACCCCACCAUCUUACUCCACAGAUUCCUCGUUCACUAACUACAGCUUCACGGAUAACGAGCCCCAGACGCCGCAGAGUAGCUCUGCCCCAACGUCUACAACGCACCCAUUGCCUCCGAUAAAGGAGGAAAUGCAAUCCUCGACCGCUUUGGCUCGUAAAAACCGCAGUUCUCGCUCCUCUGCCUCUCAAGUUCCCCAUGACAGGAAAGCUGCUCCGCCCGUAAUUCUCAAAAGAUAUUCCCACGACGCUCAGGCUACAGAACAUGUUGACAUCGACGAAGUCAUCGAAAGACUAUUGGACAUUGGAAGUACCAGAUACUAUCAAGCCAAAGAGUUUCCUUUGAGUGCUUGGAAAGUGCAGGUCAUUUGCAGCAAAGCCCGAGAAUUGUUUCUGCAACAGCCGUCUUUGUUGCGAUUGCAAGCUCCCAUUAAGAUCGUGGGCGACUUGCAUGGUCAAUUCACGGACUUGAUGCGUAUUCUGAGACUCUCUGGCGUUCCUCCUGACUCCAGCUACUUAUUCCUGGGUGAUUACGUUGACCGAGGCAAGCAAUCUUUGGAAACUAUGUUGCUUCUGCUCUGCUACAAGAUCAAGUUCCCAGAUAGGUUUUUCAUGCUGAGAGGGAAUCACGAGUCUGCCAAUGUUACCAAGAUGUAUGGAUUCUACGAUGAAUGCAAACGUCGUUUGUCGUCCAAGAGUUGGAAAGUUUUUGUUGACGUUUUCAACUCGUUGCCGCUUGCCGCUGUCGUUCAAGAGAAGAUCUUUUGUGUUCACGGCGGAAUUUCUCCGCACUUGCGAGAUCUGAGCCAAAUCGAACGAGUCGCUCGGCCAACUGACAUACCCGAUGAAGGUUUGAUAACAGACCUUUUGUGGAGUGAUCCGGACCCACAAGUCUCGGAUUGGUCGGUCAACGACCGUGGAGUUUCCGUGACAUUUGGCAAGCGUAAUGUGCUUGAGUUUUGUUCACGCUUCAACUUUGACCUGGUCAUUCGUGGCCAUAUGGUAGUGGAAGACGGCUACGAAUUUUUUGCGCGGAAGAAGUUUGUAACGGUGUUUUCUGCCCCCAAUUAUUGUGGUGAGUUCCAGAACUGGGGUGCCGUCAUGAGCGUAACAACGGGGCUCAUGUGCAGUUUUGAACUACUGAAGCCACAUGGCAUUAAGAAUAAGCCCAAGAGUUAG
This is a messenger RNA of Lachancea meyersii CBS 8951, 1725 nucleotides long. The record is from the annotation of a GenBank genome assembly. Lineage: Eukaryota; Fungi; Ascomycota; Saccharomycetes; Saccharomycetales; Saccharomycetaceae.